Messenger RNA from Scaptodrosophila lebanonensis, 783 nucleotides. RefSeq lists its product as uncharacterized. NCBI's taxonomy places the organism in Eukaryota, Metazoa, Arthropoda, Insecta, Diptera, Drosophilidae. The record is from RefSeq and is a predicted model, not a curated record. The coding region runs from base 1 to 783 and encodes 260 amino acids. The transcript has a single exon.
AUGUCGCAGUUACCCUUCUUAGUUGGCUUUUUGGCAUUGCUGACCAGUGUUUUGGCAGAUGAUGACGUGUUGGGUAGUUCCCGGGUGUUUGUGAAAUAUCAUCCAACAGGCUUCACAGGCUUUCGCAGCGCCUUCCAGUGGACGUUCGGCGUUGAAGACUUCAAUGAAGGAUUCUUCAAUUUCAUCAAGUUCGAGACAGACGAAGCGGGCGGCUACGCAGGACUGAUAACCGAUGACAAUAGCGAAAACUGUCAAGUGCAUUUUUCUGUAAAGUUCGCGAAGAGGGCUGAGGCAGCCAGUGGAUUUAACUGCACCGAAUAUUCGGUAAGGGAGGACGAAUAUGGGUAUAAGUGUUAUCAGGACAAUUUUGAUUUUGAAAACAAUGCCGUGUACUUUAUCGAUGUGGAGAUAAGUGGAUCAGUUUUUAAAGCCUACAUUUCGUAUGCUUACGAGAAUCUACACUUCCUGAACAGAACUGACAUGCCACGAAUCCAUAUUGGCGACAUCCAUUGGUCGGAUGAGCUCCACAAUCUGAUUCCUGUUGCCUACUACAACCACAACUAUGUGGGCCAGAGUUCCUGCCAUCGAGCCUACGAGCUGGUGACGGUCAACUAUGCGCCCGUACAGUACAAUGGCUAUCGUCGUUUAAAUGCUUGGGUCGACGGGAUUGAGCAUCGCAACAAAAAAUGUCCGACAGAACAGAUAAUGGUCGCUAUAACCCCCGACCAUCAGUCAACAGUCUACUUUAGUAGAGCACGGAUACACACUGGCAUGCCUAAGUAA